Betta splendens (Siamese fighting fish) is the source of this 4952-nucleotide messenger RNA. RefSeq names its product exostosin-like glycosyltransferase 3 (gene extl3). The coding region runs from base 714 to 3464 and encodes 916 amino acids. Gene Ontology annotation, cellular component: membrane. Gene Ontology annotation, molecular function: glycosyltransferase activity. The transcript is spliced from 7 exons. The record is from RefSeq and is a predicted model, not a curated record. NCBI's taxonomy places the organism in Eukaryota, Metazoa, Chordata, Actinopteri, Anabantiformes, Osphronemidae.
ACCGCUUCAACAAUGCAGCUCUUAAUGUUGCCUUGAGCGGAGAGCGCAGCAGCACCGCAGGAUGGUCCUGGCACCGUAGUCGGACUAACCCAGCACAGCGACGUGGUGGCGGCGUGACAGACGCGUCGGGCGGCGGACACUCGGCUCUCGGCUCGCCCCGGUCUCCGUUCGGGAGACGUGAGAACGACUUGGCUCUGCACAGUGUGAACCCACAGACCCCUGGAAAACCUGAGCCGCACAGGCCAUCGCUGCAGAAGUGGAAUCUAAAAGCUAAUGACCUCGUGUACAAAGCCAGUGACGUUCCCGGACUCCAGCUCCGAAGGACAAAGGACACAAUGAGCACAUCCCAGAGAGAAGCCGCGGGCCCACCCAGACAUUCGGCUUCCCAGUGACCAGUCAUGCCAUUUAUGCUUUGUCCAUCAAGCGGAACCUCUCCCACAUGUGGGACUGUUUUCUGACAUAGAUUUGGAGAAUAAUAGAUUAGAAAUGGCAACGGGCAGUUACUCAUCCGAAUACAUAUUAGAGCACAGGUGAGGCUGAACCCCUAGCGAAAACGCACAGGACGCAGAAGACGGGCCGUGAUGACCUGCGCCCCACCUAUGAUGAUUUAAUAUCCCUCCUACUACCUUGCAGACAAAGUCAGUCAUGGCUGCUGCUGAACCCCAUAACAGCGGUUCCUUGUUGGGCCAAGGAGCAGACUGAUCGCGCCAACAAUGCAGAGGAACGGGGUCGGGGCGGUCGCCGGAGGGCAGCCGUGGGUGCUGCGCCGCGUGCGCCUCACGUGGCUCAGUUUCAUGCUCUUCUUCAUCCUGGUCUUCUUCCCCCUCAUCGCCCACUACUACCUCACCACCAUCGACGAGGCCGGCGGGCCGGACAAGCGCAUCUUCGGGCCGCGGCCCGGCGGCGAGCUGUGCGAGGCCAAGCACGUGCAGGACCUCUGCCGCAUCCGCGAGUCGGUCAGCGAGGAGCUGCUGCAGCUGGAGGCCAAGAGGCAGGAGCUCAACGGGGAGAUCGCCCGGCUCAACCUGCGCAUCGAGGCCUGCAAGCGCAGCAUCGACAGCGCCAAGCAGGACCUGCUGCAGCUGAAGAACGUCAUCAGUCAGACGGAGCAUUCCUAUAAAGAGCUGAUGGCGCAGAACCAGCCCAAGCUGUCGCUGCCCGUCAGGCUGCUGCCCGACAAGGAGGACGCGGGGCUGCCGCCGCCCAGGUCGGCGCGCUCCUGCCGCCUGCGCUCCUGCUUUGACUACGCUCGGUGCCCUCUCACAUCAGGCUUCCCCGUGUACGUGUACGACACAGCUUCCUACGCGUGGGGGGACUUUCUGGACCCACUGGUAAAGCAGGCUUUCGCAGUGUCCGCCAGGAGCAACAUCUAUAUAACCGAUAACCCCAGCAUCGCCUGUGUGUACCUGGUGCUGGUGGGGGAGCUGCAGGAGUCGUCCUCGCCCCCAGCGCCGCCCCCCUCAGAGCUGGAGAAACAGCUCAAAGCUCUGCCGUACUGGAGAAACGACGGACACAAUCACGUGCUGGUGCAUCUCUCCAGAAAGUCUAUGACGCAGAACUUCCUGUAUAAUGUGAGCACAGGGCGAGCGGCAGUGGCUCAGUCCACCUUCUUGGAGCAGCAGUACCGUGAGGGCUUUGACUUGGUGGUGUCCCCGCUGGUCCACGCGCUGUCAGAACCGAACUUCUUGGAGGUUCCGCCUCAGGUCCCUGUCAAGAGGAAAUACCUCUUCACCUUCCAGGGCGAGAGGGUGGAGUCGCUGAGGAGCAGCCUGCAGGAGGCGCCGCCGCAGUCUUUCGAGGAGGAAAUGGAGGGGGACCCGCCGGCCGACUACGACGAUCGCAUUAUCGGCACCCUGAAGGCGGUGCAGGACAGCCACUUGGAUCAGGUGCUGGUGGAGUUCACCUGCAAGAACCCGCGCCCGAGCCUGCCGACCGAGUGGGCUCUGUGUGGAGAGAGGGAGGAGCGGCUGGAGGUGCUCAAGGUUUCCACCUUUGCCCUGGUCAUCGCUCCGGGCGAUGGACAGCUGGUGGCCUCAGCGGGCUGUGGGAUGAGGCUCUUUGAGGCUCUGGAGGUGGGCGCCAUUCCAGUUGUGCUGGGAGACCAUUCCAAACUUCCUUACCACCAUUUCAUCCGCUGGACCGAAGCUGCCAUUAUUGUUCCCAAGCCCCGCGUCACGGAGUUACACUUCCUGCUGCGCAGUUUAUCGGACAGUGACACGCUAGCGAUGAGGCGGCAGGGCCGCUUCCUGUGGGAGACCUACUUCUCCACCUCGGAGAAUGUCCUCAACACCAUCCUGGCCAGCAUCAGAACCAGCAUCCAAGUUCCUGCGGCGCCCAUCAAGGAGGAGCCUGCCCACGAGAUUCCUCACAAAGCCGGGAAGCUGGCGGGAACUGACGCCAACCUGGCCGAUAACGGGGAUUUGGACCUGGGCCCCGUUGAGACGGAACCGCCGUACGCUUCCCCGCGCUUUCUCCGCAACUUCACAUACACAGCUGCAGACACCUACAGGACGUGGAACCGGGCCCCGGGUCCCUUCCAUCUCUUCCCUCACACACCUCUUGACCCCGUGCUGCCCUCUGAAGCCAAAUUUCUGGGCUCUGGUACCGGUUUCAGGCCGAUAGGCGGCGGUACGGGGGGUUCAGGGAAGGAGUUUCAGGCAGCUUUAGGGGGAAAUGUGGCUCGAGAGCAGUUCACCGUGGUGAUGCUGACGUACGAGAGGGAGGAGGUGUUGAUGAACUCCCUGGAACGGCUGAAUGGAUUGCCGUACCUCAACAAAGUGGUGGUGGUGUGGAACUCGCCCAAGCCUCCUUCAGAGGACCUGCUGUGGCCUGACAUCGGCCUGCCCAUCGUGGUUGUCCGCACAGAGAAAAACAGCCUCAACAACCGCUUUCUUCCCUGGGACGCAGUGGAAACCGAGGCCAUCUUGUCCAUAGACGACGAUGCUCAUCUCCGCCAUGAUGAAAUUAUGUUCGGCUUCAGAGUGUGGCGCGAGGCCAGGGAUCGCAUUGUGGGCUUCCCUGGGAGGUAUCACGCAUGGGACGUCAACCACCAGUCGUGGCUCUACAACUCCAACUACUCCUGUGAACUCUCCAUGGUCCUGACUGGAGCCGCCUUCUUUCACAAGUACUACGCCUAUCUGUACUCCUACGUGAUGCCCCAGGCCAUCAGGGACAUGGUGGACGAGUACAUAAACUGCGAGGACAUCGCCAUGAACUUCCUGGUCUCUCACAUCACCCGCAAACCACCCAUCAAGGUAACCUCCCGUUGGACUUUCCGCUGUCCCGGCUGCCCGCAGGCCCUGUCACACGACGACUCCCACUUCCACGAGCGGCACAAGUGCAUCAACUUCUUCGUCAAGGUGUACGGAUACAUGCCGCUGCUCUACACGCAGUUCCGCGUGGACUCGGUGCUGUUCAAGACUCGCUUGCCCCACGAUAAGACAAAGUGCUUUAAAUUCAUCUAGCGCAGAAAGCAGUGUACGAACGUUAGAGGAACUGAAGCUGAAAGGGACCACUGCCAACGAAACCCGCCUUUUCAGUGGAUGUUAGUGCUCGGUUUUUAAUGUUCUUCAAUCAUCAACCACUAAGGGUGUCAUUUGUCCCUUUUAACGACCCGCGGAGGAAAGACAGUGGCUGUACACAGUGUAUAGAAACUCUCCUGGGUUAAAAACUAUGUGACAACGGAGCAACUGAGGCUCAACGGUCUGUACAGAGCAGAAGAGGCAGCGCGUGGUCUCCACUGCAACUUCGUUUUCCAUUUUACUGUUACAAACUCAACUUCUUGUACAUAUACGCCAGAGAAGCACUGAUGGUCAGAAGUAUUUUAUUGAACUUUUUUUUUUUUAAUAAUAAUGUUUUAAUGUCUAAAUCUCUAUGUGAAAGUAACUUUUCCCAGAUUCCCUGUUACUGGGAGAUUAUUAGUUUGACAAUAAGACAGGACCUCCACUGAAGACUGUAACACGCUGAACGAUCAUGGUAAAGUAGGAAUUCACUUCAGUGGUCACCACAAUGCCUCAGAUCUGUCAUGGAAACCAGCCGCCAUUUGUCAUUUUGUUAUGCUUCUAGGCACUUGGCUCGUCUUCGAUGAGUGUUUGGAAAUGACCUGUUUUUUUAUGCUAUAGGGUGUUUUGCUAAUGUUUGUAAAAUUGGUCCAACGUUGAAGUAGUCAUGUUUAAAUGUAACUAUAUGGAUUAAUCAAUGGUUACAGGUUCUCCUACUGAACUGCAACAAAUCAUGAGCAACAAAAAUUGCCAAAACUGACAAAAAAAACACAGAUUUCCAUGUCUUAUUAAAGUGAAGUGUACUUUUAGGAUCAGAUGUUUAGCUCUGAUUCGUUUGGCACUUGGGUCAAUGCAGCCGUGUGGUUUCUUGCAGAGGUUGGGUGAGACGAUUCUCCAUGUUUGUCAUUAAGAAGCUGCUUAGAUUAACUUCAACGCUGCUGGAGACUAAGGCUAGCUGCUGCUGCUGUCUAUUCUCCAUGCUGAGCCUCCUGCUUUAACAGUCGCAUACAUGAAGUGAACAGUGGAGCCGGUUUUCUGAUCUAACUUUGGCUUCGCAUCACGACCAUUAGCUUCCAUCAAGUUCACGCUGCCCUUGUGUGUAAAAGCCUCCCACUUCAGUCGCCAUAUUGGUUUCACUUUGUUUUUGUUUUUUUUGUUUUUUACCAUAUCUUAAUGAAUGUUUCCUUUGCCAAAAAGGUACGACGCCUGCUGCUUUACUGCAGGAGCCACAGUUGAGUCCUUGCUGAAGCAUUGCAGUCUGCUGCUUGGUACUUCACCAGGAGUCCAACUCAUCACAUGUUAUACAUGAAUCCAGAGUUCUGUUUUUGUCCUUGCCAGAUUUAAUCCUGUAAUCUGAACCAAGUAAAAAAAUCUAUUUCAAGUGAUAUUCAGAACUUUGUCUUUUUCCCAGAUAUGUUCUGUGAAAAAUCUAAAUAAAAUAUCUAAAUGAAA